This is a messenger RNA of Rhineura floridana, 2252 nucleotides long. RefSeq names its product retbindin (gene RTBDN). Lineage: Eukaryota; Metazoa; Chordata; Lepidosauria; Squamata; Rhineuridae. The record is from RefSeq and is a predicted model, not a curated record. Bases 165 to 965 code for a protein of 266 amino acids. Gene Ontology annotation, molecular function: riboflavin transmembrane transporter activity; riboflavin binding; signaling receptor activity. The transcript is spliced from 6 exons. Gene Ontology annotation, cellular component: external side of plasma membrane.
GCGGUGGGGGCAGCAGGGGCGCCAGCAGCACACGCCAGAGUUCUCCUGAUCAGAGAUCCGGGCACGCUCGGCUGAAGCUCCAGAAAGAGGGCACAGUUCUAGACAAGGGAAAUCCUCGUCCGCAACAUUUGUCCCAGCGGCAGCCUCGCCAAUUUCAGGUAGUCAUGAGAGGUGGUGGUGGUGAUGGCACUGUCUGGAUAAUGGGUAUAGCUUGGGCACUGGCAGUGUUGCGAGCCAGUACUAUGAGCAUGGAGGACCGCUGCUUGCCUGGAGGGAAACACAAAGCCAGCCCAAGCCCAGAAGGACAGCUGGGAAGCUGCCAGAUCUACGCAGAAAAUGCCUGUUGCUCACCAGAGUUCACCCAGGACCUUUCCAAAGACAAUGACAUUUACUGGAACCGCUGUGGGAGCCUUAGCAGCAGAUGUGAGGAGUAUCUACAGCAACUAGAAUGUUUCUACCGCUGCUCCCCCAUUGCUGCCCAGUGGCCUCAUCCUCAGCGACCCACAGCUGUGCUGGGUGUGCCCCUCUGCCAGAGUUUCUGUGACCAAUGGUACGAUGCUUGCAAGGAAGACUUGACCUGCGCUCGUAAUUGGCUUAUUGACUGGCACUGGGGGCCUGAUGGAAAUAACUGCAGCCAGGACUGCCUCUCCUAUGGUCAGAUGUACAAGGAUGGAAAGGAGCUCUGUGAAACCAUCUGGGACGAUUCCUUCAUAGCCAGCACUGAUCCUUGUGACUGCCUGACACUGACUGCCUCUGAUGCAGCCUUUUCAGUCUCGUAUUCCCAUCUUCAAGAUAGAAACAGAAUUGAGGAGUCUGACACCACAAAGAAGGGCAGCAAAAGAGAAGGCCGCGUUGGCCCAGGGGGGCUUUGCACAGGCAACCUGCUGCUCCAGCGCCUGCAAAGGAACAUGCAGAAGCGCUCAGUCUUCAUGGAAGAUGUAGAGGGGAGUGGGAGUGGGUUUUGAUCCAAGGCAGCCACCCUUCCAGGGGAAAACAACCCCCUCCCCUGUGAUUGUCUGGGGCUUGGGGGGAUCGCUUGUGAUCUAUGCAAAUCUGUCAUGUCUCCCGUUACCAGCUUCAUGCCAUCUUAUAUAGCUAGCUCUGUGCAACCUGGUGCGGCCAUGGCAUAGGAAGCCAAUGUGGCACCGGAGCAGGGCUCCGAGUCCUGUGCCCUAGAAGUAGAGGUUCCUUCACCAGAGCACCACCUUCCAUCUCCUGUAAACUGGCUCCAUGGCCACUGCUUUCCCUACACUCUGUUUUGUACAGGUACAAUGAAAGGGUUAGAGAAUAGUUAAUGGUGACAUCUUCACUCCCAAUUACUGCUCCUCUAUGUUCUGCCAAGAGCUGGCGGCUCCGAGUGGUCCACAGUCAGAAUCCCCUCUAGCGCUGAAGGGGAGGGGGAGAUGGCAGUCCUUCAAAGGCUCUGGUUUCAGAGAGUGAGGGGUUGCAUGGGCUGAAAAGAAAGACGUGAAUGAAGUCUACCCAGGUGAUUAGCCCCAACCGCUGAUACGACUUUAGGUUUGUCUGUAGGACUGAGCCACAGUGAAAGACCCUUCACUGGUUGAGCUCAACAUGGAAGCAGCAGGCAACAGAAAGAUUACUGGCCAUUAGGUAGGGUCCAAGAGUUACAAGGUUGGUUUUAAUGGAUGCAGUUACAGGUUUGUAUCCAGUGAAGUUGCAGUAGACAAAUGGCUACUGAACGAUUAAAUUGACUUAUAACUUGGAGUAGCUUUAAUGUUUAUGCAACCAAACUCAGAAGGGGGAAGGGAAAGAGAUUGUGCCACUAGUGUGGCUAAACGUAGAUUGGUUAUAAUUUUAAUAUUCAGUGUGUGUAUUAGGGAACAGUUUCAAAUAUUCAGUAUAAAAAAUACAUAGCCUCCAAUGAGAGAAAUAGUCAGUGCCAUAUAGAGUUUGUACUAAUGAGAAAAGUAGUCUGCAAAUAAUUUUUUAAAGCAUCCAGUUUUGGGUAGGUGGAAUAGAAAGACCCCAGGAGUCCUCUUGCCUGUCUCCUCCACAUCUUACGCAACACUCCUUGAACUUCACCACAUCAGUCUCAGAGUAGAUUGUGCAACUUCUUUUUGUAAUACUGUCCACCUUCUGUCCGUAAUAGAACUUUCUCUCCUGCACACACAGCUUUAUCAUUUGCCUUUUCAUGUUCUUGCUUGUUCACACUUGGUCAUGUUUGUUGCCAAUUGCACAUUAUGCAUUGGGUCAAACCUAUUAAUACUUGUGGAGAAAUUAAACAACAAUGU